AUGGCGACCGCUGACAUCAUUGUACUCGGUGCUACCGGGUUUACCGGACGCCUGAUCGUCGACUACCUCGCGCACCACCCGCAGCGCGCGUCCUUCACUUUCAGCGUCGCGGGGCGUUCACUCGCAAAGCUCGUCGCGCUCAGGCAGAGAUAUGCGCUUGACCACACCGUGAAAUUCUAUCCGAUGGAUGUGAGCAAGCAGGAGCAGGUCGAGGAGGCGGUCAAGAGCGCGCGAGUGGUCAUCAGUACAGUGGGACCAUUCAUGUAUUGGGGUGAAACGGUCUUGAAGGCGUGUCUGAAGCACCGAAGACACUAUGUGGACCUGUGCGGAGAGACGGCGUGGAUCAGGGAGAUGGUCCUGAAGUACGACUACGUCGCCGCCAAAGCCGGCGUGCUCCUCAUACCUUCCUGCGGGUUCGACUCCGUGCCCGCGGACCUCACCGUCUACCUCGCCAACAAGACCCUAAAGGCGGCUGCUGGCCCGCAGGCGUCGCUCGGGGACUCGCUCUCAGUCUACCGCGCAAAAGGCGGGUUCUCCGGAGGCACGCAGGCGUCGUUGAUGGCCAUCGUGGAGAACGUGCCGAUCGACAAGCUGCAGGAGGCUUCGGUCGACUACGCGCUGGCGCCUGCGACUGGCAAGCCGGGCGUGAAAGGCAGGCUCUGGUAUGAGAUCCCGUUCUCCGACUCGAAGCGGUACGCGAUGCAGUUCUUCAUGGCCUCCGCGAACCGCGCGAUCGUCCAGCGUUCGUGGGGCCUCAAUACUGUAGCCGCGGCGGCGACGGCGGCGAAGAGCGCAUCACCCGGGGAACAAGAGGAGCUCGCGCGGGCGCAAUACGGAGCGGAGUUCACGUACGACGAGUGCAUGGAGCGGUGGUCAGCGAAGGGCGCGCUGGGACGGUUGAGUGUCGCAAGCGCAAGUCUGAUGUUCGUGGUGACGAUGGCGAUGUUGCUGCUGUUCCCUCCGGUUCGGUGGCUCUUCAAGCGGUUUGGGAUUCCACCGGGCCAGGGCCCGUCCAAGGAGAAAAUGCAGACAGGCUUCUUCGAGAUCACGAACUACUCAAAGUCAGUCCCAGCCCCCGGUGCGCCUGAGGUGCACAUCAAGACGGCCAUACACGGGCGGGGCGACCCAGGCUACCUUCUCUCUGCCAAGAUGGUCUCCGAAUGCGCGCUCGCGAUCGCACUGGAAAAGGAUAGGCUCCCGCGGAUGGCGCAGGGCGGUGGGAUUCUGACACCAGCAACGGCUUUCGGCGACGUGUUGGUGAGGAGGCUGGAGGGGACCGGGGCGUUCUCGUUUGAGAGCCAUGUCUUCUCGCCGGAGGAGGAGAGCAGGAAGCAGCGAUGA
This is a messenger RNA of Rhodofomes roseus, 1341 nucleotides long. RefSeq names its product Saccharopine dehydrogenase-domain-containing protein. The record is from RefSeq and is a predicted model, not a curated record. Bases 1 to 1341 code for a protein of 446 amino acids. NCBI's taxonomy places the organism in Eukaryota, Fungi, Basidiomycota, Agaricomycetes, Polyporales, Fomitopsidaceae. Gene Ontology annotation, biological process: glycolipid biosynthetic process. Gene Ontology annotation, cellular component: plasma membrane; lipid droplet; mitochondrion. The transcript has 8 exons.